AGAUAUUGAGGAAUUUUAGGGUGGUACAACUGUAAAUGAAACUGCGCGCGCAAGGUGUACGCUGGUCGCUGAACGAUGGCGUGUUUUGCUAUGUGAGCUCUAUAAACUCCCGUGAAAAUGUGUGUUUGAAGUGUUAUGUAGUAGAAUUAAUAGUUCAAAUGGUGAAGAUUUUAAGUGACGAUUUUUCAUUUAGCUAACAUCACUUAAUUUGGGAUAAUGGAGUUGAAACUACAUUCUCCCGCUGGGGCUGAACCCGUAUUAUAUACCUGGCCGUUAACCUCUGGUCGUGGAAACGAUAAGCAUGACGGAGCUAUUGAAAUUGUCGAAACUAUUAGGUGGGUUUGUGAAGAUCUUCCAGAACUUAAACUACCAUUAGAGAACAACAUACUCUGUGAUUAUGACACUCGAAGUUAUGAGAGUAUGAAAUCACUUUGUGAUAGAUUCAAUAGAGCCAUUGACAGUGUUGUGGCUUUGGAGAAAGGUACAUCAUUGUCAGCUCAUCGCACUGCUAACUAUCCAUCCAGAGGUUUAUUGCGACAUAUCCUUCAACAAACCUACAAUGCUGCAGUGACAGAUCCAGAGAAGUUGAACCAGUAUGAACCAUUUUCCCCAGAAGUCUAUGGCGAAACGUCGUAUGACCUCGUAUGUCAGAUGAUAGAUCAGAUUGAAAUUACGUCAGAUGAUGUAUUCAUUGAUCUCGGCUCUGGGGUCGGACAAGUUGUCCUCCAGAUGGCAGCGGCUACACCGUGCAAAAGCUGUCUGGGAAUCGAACGAGCAGAAGUGCCUAGUCGUUAUGCCGAGAGUAUGAAUAGGAAUUUUCGUACUUGGAUGCAGUGGUAUGGAAAAAAGUAUGGAGAAUACAAACUUCUUAAAGGAGAUUUCUUGACAGAAGAACACAGAGAAAAAAUUAAUCAAGCAACUAUUGUUUUUGUUAACAAUUUUGCGUUUGGUCCAGCUGUGGAUCAUCAACUGAAGGAGAGGUUUGCUGAUUUGAAAGACGGCGCAAAAAUUGUUUCUUCUAAAAGUUUUUGUCCUCUAAAUUUUCGAAUAACGGACAGAAAUUUGAGUGAUAUUGGAACCAUUAUGCACGUAUCUGAAAUGUCGCCACUAAGAGGAUCAGUAUCGUGGACAGGAAAACCUGUUUCUUAUUAUUUGCACAUCAUAGAUCGUACCAAAUUGGAGAGAUACUUUCAGAGACUGAAGAAACCACAACUGAAGAACGGCGAAGAUGAUAAUUCAAAUUCGAAUUCAACUACCAUCAGUAACAGGGGAGCAAGAGAUAGAGCAAAAAGAGAUUUAUCCAAACAACUGAUGGAUUCGUCUUCAGAUUCAGAUUUCGACGAUCCUGAUAGUAGUUUUGGACCAACAACACGAAAAGCUUGGUCUGACUAUUGUUCCGUUAAAGGCAAAAGCAGUCAGUCUGAAGAUGAAACUUCAUCAGCAAAGAAUAAACGUCAGCCAAAGAAGUUAAGACGAAAGGUAAAUAGAGGCCCUAAAUCUGCCAUUCAACAGCAGCAAGAUAAAACUAACCAAAAAAUAGGGGCGAAACCUCGUAGAGGUCGUGUGAAGAAAGCUAAAACUAAAAAACAGAUAAAAAUAAAUGGAUUAGAUCUUUUACACAAUGAAACUCUGUUAAGUACUUCACCACAAGCUGCAGGAAAGAAACCUCCUCCAGCACCUGGCUGCGUUGACCAAAAACUGACCACAUUAAGUUCAGAUCUAAUAGUGCACAAUGAAUUGGAUAUUCCUGAACAACCCGCAGAAACUCCUUAUGGUUUGCAGGUUCUUCUGGAUAUGUUCAAAGGUCAGUAUAUGCAAAUGCUACAUCAAAUGAAAAAUCCGAAUUACAAAGUGAUGAUAGAUUCACAAAUUGAAGACGAAAAGGAGAGAAAUAGAAAGUUGAAAAGUCGUGCUGCACAAUUGGAAAAACAAAUUAAAGUUCUCAUUGAUGAUAGUGUGGCACUACUAAAAGCUAGGAUGUGCGAAUUGGGCAUUAAUGCUACUUCUCCUGUUGAUCUCUUAGCUAAAGCAAAGGAAAUUGUUUGUCGUCAUAAGGAACUUCAGGCGAAAGCUAGCAAACUACAAGGACAGGUAGCUAAUUUGGAGGCAGAAAGAGAUCAUUUGGUACUUCAAAGGCAAGCAGAAGUUUGUGAAAAAUAUGUUGGGUCAGUAGCUUCAGAUCUUUCCCCUAGUGUUGCCCAAGAUUAUAUAUUGAGAGAGAUAUCUUCAACUUUAGCACAUAGAAAGAAGCUUCAAAAUGAGGUAUCCAAAUUAGAAGGAGAUAUCAUUACUUUACAAAAAAGUGAAGAAAGGAAACAAGCACAGGUGCUAGCUGCCAGACAACAACAGCAGCCAGUGAAGGUCUCUAGAAAAUCCCGGGAGUAUAGAGCUCGUUCUCAAGAUUGGCCCGACGUACCAGACAUAGCAAAAAUAGAGGAACAAAAUCCUGAAAUUUUAGCACAGAAAAUUCUUGAAACGGGGAGGAAAAUAGAGGCUAGUAAAAUGUCUGCUAUUAACAAUAAAGUGCCUCAAAUACUUAGCAACUCCUCCAAAUCUUUGCAAAGCACAUAUAACCAUCAAAAUCACCAAAAAUCAUUAGUACGUAAUAAUAUGCCUGCUCCUAUGCCUAUGACAAAACGGCAGAAAACUACUCACAGUUAUCCAACAGGAAAUAUAUCCAACGUUCAAAUCAACAACAAUAUUGUGAAGGGACAGGAACCACCUCGAUUAACAAAUUUUGAAGAUCGAUUGAAAAGUAUAAUCACUUCAGUAUUAAAUGAGGAUGUUCAAAAUAGACCUAAACCAAGCCAAGCACCCGUUCUUCAGUACAAUACUCAAGUGAAUCACGAGAGACAUUUAAAUUCAGAUAGACAUUUGAAUCAAGAUAGGCAUAUAUCACAUGACCGACAUUUAAAUCCUGAAAGGCAUUUGAAUACCGAGAGACAGAUAAACUCUGAAAGACACAUCAACUCAGAUAGACAUCUGCAUUCAGACAGGCAUUCGAAUUCUGAUAGGCUUUUAAAUGUUGAUCGAAGUUUAAAUCCUGAGCAACCAGAUUACACCCAAGUCUCUCCCGCUAAAUUGGCGCUUCGUAGACAUCUUUCUCAAGAGAAAUUAGCACAUCAACAAUUGCCCUAUACCCCUACAGAUGGUAUAUUGGCGACAAGAACAAUUGGGGACUUAAUGUCGGGUGAAAUUGAACGAACACUUGAAAUAUCCAAUCAAUCAAUAAUAAAUGCAGCAGUUGAUAUGAGUGAUAUCCAAGGUACUGCUACAUUGUCAUCUAGAUCAGUUGUUAAUGCAAAUUUGCCUCCCCGUCCAGAAAGAGUGAACGUUAAAGUGCCUAACUCAGAACCACCCCCUACACCUAAAGAUCCUGAACCAGUUACAAGACAACAAGUGUAUAGUCCCAUUUCCCGACCGUCUUCCACUGAAGGACUUGAAGGAUUGGCCUACAUGCAUUCCCAUUCUAAAUAUGUAAACCCGCCCCAACCUAGUCCGAGGCAACAAUAUUCCCCUCGAACAACAGUUUUAUACCCUACACAACCUCGAACAAAUUCGGUUAACUCUACGUAUUCGAAUGACAUGUAUACACCUCUUCCACGCGCUGAUAUCAAACCUUAUCACGAAUCCUACUUUAAUGACAUCAAAUCACCGGCCCGUGUAGAGCCCGAGUCUAGAAAUGGAUUUGUGGCAGAGGGCUUAGCUGCUACCUUGCAGUCAAGAGCACUUGGAGCUUCUAUAAAGGAAGAAGUUGAUAUGUAUGAGAGAAGACAAACUUUCGGUCAACAGGGAUUGAUGACGAACGCCACUGUGUACAUAGAACAAACUAAUAAUGUCAAAACAGAAAACAGCGAAGGUGCAUUUAAGCGAGAAUCGCCUAUUGUUCAAGGAGGAGAUGUCGACGUAGUUGAAGAAGAGAGUGAAGAAUCGAAAUGGCAAGAUCGAAUAUCUUCAGGCUUUGAUCGUUUGGUGGCAUUCGCUUCAACCGAGUUAGAUAAACGACGCAGGUCUACUGAAGGGAAUGAUAGUUGCAAUACCUCACCAGACUCUGGCAUCGGCCACGGCCAUGGAGAUAUUCCCCCUAAUACUAUAGUCGCUCCUACAAAGCAACAGCUAAAGCUCAAUCCCAACUCCAAACCCACCCUGUUUAAAAUGCCCACAAGUAAGACGUACCUUGACUCUCCACCUAUUUCAGAACAAGGUACCGACGAAUUGGGCCCUCCUCGUACACCCUCUCCUUCUUCUCCUGUUCGCUCUAAUAGUUUAUCAAUAAACUUUAGUCCAGAACCAGUACCUGUUGAAAAAAGUCCCACUAGAUUGAACCCCGCGCUAUUAAAGUACCAGAGAUAUCCCGAAGAUAAAAAAAAACAUGAUACCCACUUCAAAAAGAAGUUUUACUACAGAGAAUGGAGGUAUGACAGUUGGACCAAGGAAGAAAGGAAUGAUUGUGAUUCCAUGUAAUGCCAAAAUUAUUUUAACUGCUAAGCAGGAAAGUCUAAAGUAUUUUAAGUCUUUAUUAUUUCAAUUCAAUUGAAAAUAGUGAAGCUUUAAGUUUUAAUAGUUGUUAAAAGCUGUAAGUUAAUGCACGUAAUUGCAACUAUGCAUAAGCAUAAGCAUAAAUAUAGCAAUUGAUAUAAUGUAAAUAUUGUGAUAUUAGGAGCCUGAUUUCCCAUCACAUUGAGUCUGAAUUUACAACAAUUUUAAUAUUUUAAAAUUUUAAUAAGGUCAAAAAUAGUGAACAUUUUUUUGAUGGGGCAAUUAUAUCAGUGCAGUCUUUAGGGAUAGUUAUUAUUAUUAAUAAAAUAAGUCUAAACACAUUUUGAAUAGCUUUUAACAAUUUUUCUUAUCAACACAACAUAAUAUUAAGAAAUAGUUAUACAAAAUAUGAAAGAAUGUGAAAUAGGUGGAUAGCUGGAUGAAUAACAAGAGAAAAAUAUUAUUUUUCAGAGCAACAUAGGGUAUUGAAUAAUUUUUUUAAAUGUACUUGUCUUUCCCUAUAUAAUAAUUACACCUUUAGUUUGCAAUAGAAAAUAUAACAGAAUUCGUGUUGUUCACUUACUCACAUAAGAUAAAUAACAUCACACCCACACGAUAAGAAACGUGUAAUUUCUUAUAUCAUAUGAAGAGGAAAUGGCAUAUUAUGUCUCCGUCACAGAAGCAUCAAGUAAUUAUUUGUAAGUUGUUGAUUAUGCUGAUAUGCAUUAUUUGCAAUGCUGUAUGGUUUUUAUAAAUAACUAUUAUAUUAAAUUGGCAGUUAGCUAAAAAAUAGAUACACACUUUACCAAAACCUUUCCAUUCGAUUUUCUUCAUCAUCCAGGGUAUUUCAUUGAGCUGGAUAUUUGAUUGACUUGGUUUUGUUUGUAGACUGUCUGUUCACUAGAACACCAUAAGUUGUAAGAGGAUGACUUAAUUUCCUAGAUAUUGGAUAUUAUACAGGGAAGUAACAGGGCUAAGGUUUAGGUGAGUAAGCAAAUGCACUAUUUUAUUAUCUAACCAGAAUAUGUUAAAUAGUACAUUUCAAAACAAGAUACGUUUUUAAACUUUUGAUAUCAAUAGUAGCAGACAAUGAUGACCAAUUUGUUGUGCUUUGCAAAAGUAGAUUCAAAUAUUGCUUUACCAUAUCCAUUUCCUUAGAAACCUCUAAUUCCAAAAUGUGGACCCUAUUAAAAGAGUAGAUUCAAAAAUUGGAUUGAAUUUGGUUCCAUUUUUAAAAUUCACAUUUAUUUUGAAAAAAAUUCCUGAAAUAUAUCGUUGCAGUUAUUCAAAGUCCAAGAUUUAAUCUAAAAUGAUUAGUAUACUUGUAUAUUUAGGAAAUGUUGGAAAAAUUAUUUAGCUUAAAAUAACGUUAAGUUGCAUGUAAUUCAUACUCAAUGGUGGAAGAUUUAAUUUCAAAAAUGUUAUCAUUAAGUUAGUUUCAAAAAGCUUGGAUUGACAUAUUAAAAAAAGUUAUAAUGAAAUUGAACAAAUCUCUCUUCAAUAAACUAAAAGUUGAACAAUACUAAAAAAACCUCUACAUAUAGCAUACAUAUAUAUGUUUAGUUAACAUCACAAUAUUUCUAGACUUUCUAUUACUAAAACAAUUCCAAGCCGUGAUAGUACAACAACCAUUUUCAUAGUAGCCUCUGAUGCCCUCUUCCCUUUCCUCCAAAAUUUUAAAACAUUUUUUUCCGUUCGUUUUUGUGUGGUUUUUUGUAUAUCGCUACAAAUAAAUUUGUGGUUUCGAUUUGUUCUAUUCGAUUUUACCUUGAAGUUUCAGUUUUCAAUUUUUAGGAUAUUUUCUAAGAAUAAUAAAUUUUCGAAAAACUCGCAAUUUGUUGGAUGUGAUUAUACUUCUACUACAAACAGAUUUUUUGCUAUAAAUAAACCGUUUACCUAACUAUUUAAUAUUACAUUUUUCAUUCUCCCUAAUUAAACCUUUUCAAAUGAAAAUAUUAACAUUUCUAUUAAAAAAUUCAUACUUUUAGCUUUUGACAAAUAUAUUUAAUGUACAUUUACAAUAUAGUUCGUAGAUGAAAAUUUAAAUAGUUCCAUUUCAAGGUUAAGUAUAUUGGUUAUAGUCAAGCCAUAAAAAUGAGCGAUUCAAAAUCGCUCAUAAUAAAAGGCGUGCGUAUUAAGUCGUGAGAGGCUAAAAACUAAAUAAAAUAAAUUGUUAAUUAUUGUCACAAACUAGGAAAUCUCUGAAUACCUCAAUAAUGAAUAAUCAAGUUUCAAAGUUUGGAACUAAUGUUAGUAAGUGUUAACAUGUACAUGUUAACAUGUUAUACGUGUAAAAUAGAAAACUCGAAUAGUAGAUUUACGAGAAUAACACAUGAAUUUCCGUCUAACCUUCAUCAGGUUCGUCAAUACCAUUCAGUAAAAAUAAUGGUUCGAUGUUUUUCUGAAUCCGGUUUUCUAAGUGUCACGUUUUCUGUUCUUUUUUCAGAACGUGAUUGACGCAUUUAUUCCAGUUUUCAGUAGAAACUAUUUUACAGGCUUCUUGCAAGUAAUGUUGUGCUUCCAAACUUUUAAAUGUUUCAUGCCACUUGUCUUUUCACUGAUUCAUUUUAUGGGAUUUAAUUCGCAAUCUAAAUACUGCAAUUUCUUUAGUUUAUGCCAUUUCGUCUACAGAAAAUUUUUAUAUUUGUGAGUAUGUAGAUUUGAAAUUUUCAAUAAUAAGAAUACGAAUACAAAAGAUAUAUAUUUCACUCUUAUACCACUAUCCUAUUUAUGAGAUAAAGACGCCUAUACUAUUUCAUACAGCAUUUCCACGCGUUUUACAUUUUUACAAACCGACUACUUAUAUUUUUUUUAAUCUCCGUUUGUGUUAUAAAUCUUUAAAAUAGGAUUGAGAUGCAACAAUGCAAGAUCGAACUUUCCUACAUUUAUGGUUCGACCACCAAUUUUGGCAGCACUGAAAAAUUAUACUAAGAAUAUAGACUUUAUCAAUUUAUACACUGCCAAAGUAGAUAUUACUGUUUUUAAAAUCGUUAUUAACCAAAUAGACCUUUCAUAAUUGGCAUAUGUAUGUAGUAUUUAUUUAAGGGAAAUAAUUUUACCUUACUCAAGAAUUUUUUCUAGCUAUUAUAUUUGUUUGUUAAUUGAACAACUUCUUUGACAAGAAGAUUCCUCAGCUUUAAGAUUUUAUGGAAUUUUUUAUGUUCUUCUAAUGAAAAAUGACGAAACUAGUUCAAUUGUUAAAUUGAAUGGUGAAAUUUUCUACUGGAUAUUGUUCAAUAUGAUAUAUGAAAUGCAAUGGUUUCAAAUCUUAAUAUUUAUUGAAUUCAAUUUUAAAUAAAAAAAGAAUUUUCAAUUUAAAUAUAAAGAAUUUCAUUAAAAAAGAAAUAGGAAGAUGAAAAAUCAAAUAUCAUGUUAAAACAUCUCAUAAUUACCUUUAAGCUGAAUUCUAGGAUCCCAAUUAUUAUUACUCACGAAUCUUUUACAUUGGAAAAUAUUAGUUUUAGAAUAAAUAUGUACCUGGCUUCAAUUUUUUUAAAAUCUGAUUACUGCCAUAUAUUGGGUGAGCUAUAUAAACAUCGUAUUGAAGUAUCAAGCAAUGGUCUGUUUUUAUUGAAAAAAUGUACUGUAGACUUUCACGCUUUUGUUGGUUUACUUCUAUGGUCAUAAAUAAGGCAGACUGUAAUUUUAAAAUGCACCAACGUUAAUUCUUGGGUGCAAGACAACGACUGCAAUUUUGUGUUCAAUGUUAAAUUUAGAAAAAACAUUAAUUUAAUUGGUAUAAUUAAUUUCAACUAUCAGGCGAGUCCAAAAUUUUGGUAACUUUUAAUUAGUUUCAUGUAUAUGUUUCUCACAUCCCGCCAAAAAUAUUUUUUUGGUUUAACCGAUCAUAUUUGUUCGUUGUUUAAAGUUAUGUAAUCAUGUAGAUAUUGAAAUCAUAUUAUUUGAAAUCGAAAGUUAAUCAUUGAUGUUUUUAACUAGUUUAUAUAUUAUUGCAUGGACGAUAAAUAAUGGAAAUCUUAUUCUACAGACGUCCAACUUAGUUUCAUAUUAACAUUUUUUAUGAGACAAUCUUCUAUAAAGUUUAUACACUAUAACUAUAAAAUUGAUAAUACAUGUCAUACAUACAUACUCUUGAUUCAUACACAGAUUUAAGACUCCCCAAGUACACACCGUUCUAACUAUCAUUAUAAGUUUUUUACUGUUUUAUUGUUAUUAUUAUUAAAGAAUGAAACAAUUUGAAAAAUAAUAAACUGAAUAGAAGAAGAUUGAAGCUAGUUUUUAAACCCGAUAAAAGCCUUUCGUAUUGGUAAUCUUCAUACAAUUUCCAAGGAAAGAUGGUGGUUUUUUAUAUAAAUUCAAGUUGACAGCUAAAGUCAAUAAUAUAUUAGAAAUUGAACUAAAAUUUAUAUUCGGAACCUUCUCUUCUAUACCUCUACUAGCAAGUUGAAGAAAUUUGCAAAAAAUUUACUACGAAUCGAGACUGUUCACAAUAUAGGGGAUGGCUGACCAAAAUCGGGGGCCCAAACAUGUGCUACAUGAAAAACAUAGGCGAUGUGUAUAUAAGGAGUAUUUAAUCUAUCACUCAACUAUUAGUCAUUUUAACUGUAACAAACUACUUUUUCACAACAUUUUACAGACAAAUAAUUUAAAAAUAAUUGAUUUUCAAUUUUCAAAAUAGAAACUCAAUGACUUAAUUUAUGCCUAAACUAAACUAUACGUUUUCAGUAAUAAUGCAAAUUAUCCUCAAUAAUUUUUUCUUAUUUUUGUUUCCAAUUGUUGAUUAAUUUUUUUUCACACUGCGAUUUCCAUGAUUUGUGUUUAGUAUACCUAAAAAAUCAAGGUUCUGACUUGUUACCUUUAAUAAUACUUUCCAUUUCAACUUACAUGAUGUUAAACCAUUGUUACAUGUGCGUCUAAUAAACGUUAUAAAAGUUCCAGUCAUGUUGAUCGAUAGUACAAAUACUGAAAGUGGUAUUAAGGGUUUCCAAAUAUUUGGGCCACCCUGUAUAAGCGAAUGAUGUACAAUUGUAUUCAUUAUCACUGCCUUUAACAAGAUUCAUCUCGUAUUGCUUCUAAAUUAUUGCAUUUAAUUUAUUCAUGUAUAAAAAUUGUAUAUUAUUUAUAAUAUAAAAUGUACAUAUAACCUAGAUAUAAUUGAAAAAAUUUAGUACAACUUUUGUAUAUAGUCUUAGAUCAUUUUUAGACAUUUAGGUAAAUUAAUAAUACUGAGUAUUUCCAGUUUGGAGUUUUUUCAGAAUUAGGGCAUACAUGGUAGCAGUAUAGUUAAGUUACUCAUUAAAUAAUUUACUUUAUUCAUAAUAUUUUUUGCGUACAAGUGUUUCUACUGCCACUUUUAUCUAAGUUAACCAUUCAAUGAAUUCUUGUCACAAAAUUACAAACAUUUUUUAGAAUAUUUGUCAUAAUUUUGAAGGUUUUUAUAAGAAUAAAACAUUGGCAUUUUAAGUUUUAUUUUUAUUUCAUAUCGGUUAUGUUGACACUAAAACAUACUUUUGUGUUUCUUUAUUAGCAAAACCUUUUAUUUAAAUAUGUAUCAAAAGUGUUCCGAGAUAUUUAAUGUAACAUAUUUUGAAUUUCACCUUCAGUUUUGUGAUAGUUCUAACACUGUUUUAAAUUAGUAUAAUUUCAUUUCGUUUUUAAGUCUUAUUGUAAUAGUGUCUGCAACUUUUGUGGCAAGUGUUUGUAAGGUUGGCUUAUUGACAAAAUUAUAUUGUAUCCUUUACACCAGUUGUGACCAUUUAUUUGUGUGAGAUGUACAGAGUAAACUAAAAGUUAUGUUGAACAAUGUAAGUUUUUAUUUUAUUGAAACGCAUUUAGCCAGUUUAAUAUAUUUAUGCGCUUUAUGAUGAUAAGGCUUUUACUUCUUCAUUAUUUUUCCAAUUAUCAUUGAUGUGGUCGAAAAAUGACGGAAUCUUAAAAAGAAAAUGUUUUUUUUUUUGUGGUUUUAUAUUUAUUGUUUUAUCUCUUGUUUAUUCAUUGAUUUAUAUAUUGUCACGUUUACUUUUGAGUUUUAUGUUACAACCCUUAUAACAAUAUGAUUUUCGUUAUAAUAAAAGUUAUCCAAUUUCCUUUUUAGUUUAAUUACAUAUUAGUUUACCUCACUAGAACAAUCAAAUCAUAAUAUGCAUCAUUAUUUCUGAAGAUGUUUGCCAUGGAUUCUUAAUUAAUAACGCCUUUUCAUUUAUGUUUGGAAUUGGAAAUUCUUUGAUUGUAUAAAAGUUUAUUUAUUGGAAAACAUUUUGUCAACAUUUACAGAAUAUGUGCAAGUUAAAUGUUGGAAUAUAUAGUUCAUAAAAGCAACAACAUCUCUGACUAGUUUUAAUGCGGAAUGUAUUGAAAAGUGUUCCAAAUAACUUCUAUCUAUGAAUGGUAGUACAUUAUUUAAUCUGGGUUUUUAUCACACGCAAUGAAUUUAUGUUGAUAAUAAGACUUACUUUUACUAAGCACUUUUAGUUGUUUUUGUUGAUUAUAUACUCUUCCUAACGCCUAUUUAGAGUAAUGGUAUAUUUGUUAGCCUGGAUUCUUCUCGGUCAAAGUUGACUGUUUAAGGAAUAUGUAGAAGAUUAUGAACUGCAUACUCUGGUUUUUAGUUGCAUCUCCGCGAAAAUAUAACUGUGGAAGAUUUAAAAAGUUGAUAUUCAUAUUAUAAAUCAAUGAAUAGAUAACGCUCCAAGAGCAAGGAAAUAUCUUUCUAGUGUGAACUAGUUAUUUUAUUAUUAUUAUUUCACAAUUUGGGAUUACGCCUUUGCAAGGAUGAUAGUCUAGAAUGAUACAGUAUAAAAAGUUUUUUUUUAAUUCUUAGUAUUGUCUCUAUUUUCUGUGUUUCGAAGAUACGUAGAUUUCUUUGUGCUUUAUGAUGUGAAGACAGUAGCUUGAAAAUAUCCCAAUAUUUUUGUCUAUUAAAAAUAAUAAUUAGUAAGUAAUGCUGCCUAUCGAUAGUUUCACAAUGUUUAUUUAAAUCAAGAUUGUAGUACAUAAUUUUAUCGACAGUUCAUGGUACCUUACCUUACCAUAAAGGGUUGCAUGGAAUUUACCAGAUUAUUUAAUAAAAUAAAUUACAGCAAAAAUAUUAUUUACUAUACAAAAUAAGCUUCAAGUUUUGUCGAUGUUAAUGUUGCUUAUUCGAUUUUUACAUCUUGCAUAUACAAAACGAUGUGAGAUUCUGGAUUAAUUAAUUAUUACUUCACCUAACGUACAAUACGUCCCUUUAUUUUCUCUAUUCAAAUUCAAAGUAGCAAAAUGUUGAUAACUCAUCGACUGUAGUUUUACCAUCAGUGUAUCUAUACCUGAGAUACUCUUUAUAGUAAGUUGUGAAUGAUACUGAGACAAUCUAUAGGAUAAUUCAGUUUGGGACGAAUAUUGUCAAGUAGGUCAGUCUAUAUUAUAAACAUAAACUAAAAUUCUAACCAACCAUAUCAACAAUCUGACUAUGAAUUUACAGUCUCAAUGUUUGUGAAAAUAAUUGAAGCUACGAAUUAUAUAGAAAAAAUAUUUGGAAACAAUCAUAGCGCGACGAUUUUUGAAAAAUAAUUGUAUUGUUUACUCUGUACAUUAUUUAUUGGUGAUAUUCUUGUGCUUAUUUCUAUUUUAUGUUUUCUGUUAUAGUUUUAAAUUCAUUACAAUUUUUGUCAUUAUGUUGUUAUAAUUACUUAUAUCAUAGUCUAUUUUUUUAGUGCUAUAUUAAGAUUUUUUAAACAGUUCUGUUUCUUAAAUUUUAUUACAUCGGCUUAUAUUCAGUUUGUUAUACUUUUCACAUUUUCUUUCCAUUUUCAUUAGCAAUAUCUAACCAAAGGAGAAUUUUACCAAGUCUUAUUACAAAAUACUGAAAGAUAGAAGCGUAUGAAAAAAUUUAUAGGCUUAGUUUAUUUAUGAAAAUGGCCAUCAAAUCUUUUAAAAAGUUGAUAAAUUUUAUAAAUGUUCAUAGUGCCUAUAAUCUAUUCCAAAAGGGAGAUAGAGGUUCAUAAGAUCUAUUUAGAUGUUAUUAUAAUUUAGUUAGUAUAAUUUAUGAGGAACAAAUUUGCCAGUGACUCCAAUAUUAAACUUAUAUUUGUUGUAAAUACAAUCUUAUACACUUUGAUCAACAAAUUCUGAAAAUUCUUUUUUCACCGAGAAAAAAUGAUCAGUUGUCCUCAAGUUUGGAAAAAGUAAAUAUAGGUAUGUUCUGUAUAUGAUAGAAACCAUUAUACCAAAAAUAAUUCAUCAUAAUAGAGUAUUUACGAUUUUGGUUUGUUGAUAUCUUUGAACUGCCAGAGUUUUAUUUAAAUCUGAUGAAAACGAUAACGAUCUUCCUAUCUGAUAGUUUUUGAAUUCGGUAUUUUUGUUAAUUAAGAUCUCUUUUUUUCUACACAAUUUACUUGAAAUGUAAUAACAGAACAAUUUCGUGUAGAAACUACUAAAACUUAAGUUAUUCAUAAAAUGUAUCUUGAAUCAAUUCACCGCUAUAAACUAAGUUUUUUAUUUGAAGAUUAUAUAAUCCUAAUUCUGGAACCUAUUCUAGAUUAUUUUCUAGGAUAUAUAUUUUAUUACAUUUUUUCCAAUAAGCGUUCAUGUUCAAUCACCUUACCUGAAAUUUGCAUUUGUAUGGCAUAUUAAGUAUGUAUUAACAUUUUUUUCCUGAGUAAUUGUGUGUUGUCUAACAAGAUACAAGAUACUCACAGAUUUUAGAUUAUAUUUAUUAUAACUGUAAUUGAGCGUCAUUUUUUGUCACUCCUCGGACAUAAUCUUACAGGAAAUUGAUGAAAUUUAAAUAUAUUUUUAUCAAAAAAAGUGGAUGAUGAUAUUGUCUUUUAUAUAUAGUAAUGACUAUACUUGUAUUGGAAUGGAUAUGUAGAUUUUCAAAAUUUUAACAGAUUUGAUUUAACGCCUAUUACCUAAAAGGAGAGAAAUUUUAUUUAGGUAUUGAUUUGAUUUUCUGUAGUAAUAGUUAUUAUUAUGAGUAAAAUAACUAAAUCGUGGUUCAAACACCAAAGUUGCAAUAUAUUCUGAACUGAAGAUUCAUUUUGUAUUUUUAUUAUCAUUGGGUUUAGAAAUACAAAUCAGCAACACAUAUUUUUUUGGAUAACCAACAUAACUAUUUUGAAUGUGAAUAAGUCUAGGAAUAGAUUGUAUGUUAUAUGUAUUGAAUAAGUCGGUAAAUAUGGUAUCACCUACUGCCAAUUAUUUAAUAAAUAUGUAUAUGUAUUAAA
This is a messenger RNA of Diorhabda carinulata, 13643 nucleotides long. RefSeq names its product histone-lysine N-methyltransferase, H3 lysine-79 specific-like. The coding region runs from base 217 to 4464 and encodes 1415 amino acids. NCBI's taxonomy places the organism in Eukaryota, Metazoa, Arthropoda, Insecta, Coleoptera, Chrysomelidae. The record is from RefSeq and is a predicted model, not a curated record. Gene Ontology annotation, biological process: DNA damage checkpoint signaling; regulation of transcription regulatory region DNA binding; DNA repair. Gene Ontology annotation, molecular function: histone H3K79 methyltransferase activity. Gene Ontology annotation, cellular component: nucleus. The transcript has 9 exons.